CAUCGCUAACAAAAUGACGUAAAAUAUUGGCCGCCUUCUCUUAUAAGCAAAAAUGAGGUUAUACACAAAUUUUAAUGUUUACUUCUAAUACUUGCGUUUAUAAUGGACGAAAUUGUUGAAAUUUCAGAUACAGAGGAAGAGAAUCCGAAGACGAGCACAAGUACAAUUAACAGGAGUGGAAAGGCAUCUACCUCUAAGAGCGAUUCUGUUAGACAUGUGGACAUUAAUCAGAUUACUCAGAGCAGCUCCUCGGUGCUACGUGUAAAUGAAGUUCCACAGUUAAUUCUUUCAAAUUCUUCAACCUCGCCUUCUGAUGCACAGCUUGUUACCCUUCAAUGUAAAAAGCUACUUCUACCCGCUUCAUAUGUCACAUCUAAUAGUUUAAAUUCUCUCAAAUUGCACGAGAUACAAAUUGGCAACUCGAAGAAGGUGUUUCUGGUGAAUAUUGGCAAACAAUCUACUCUACCUGCAAAUGAAGCUACUAAAGAAAUAAGAACGCCCACGCUUGUACCAUUAUCUGCUCCAACCUUGACGUCCGUGCCACCUCCUCUAACCGCCUUUUCUGGACAGACCCCAAUCACUUUGAUUAAUUGCGCUCCUUUGUCCAAUUCCGUUUGUACAUCUACUCCUAUUCUGCCCAAACCCGUGAAGCACCCAGUUCUGUACGUUCCAUCACCUGGUAAAACCACCGACAUACCCAACGUUAAUUCUGUCUGCCUUCGAGCGAAACGGCAGGUGAGAAAAAUAGAUUGGGAAGGAUUUACCGCGACCGACCGUUUAGGAUUUAACUUCAAUGAAGGGGCACGUUCCAUGCGGUGUUUACGUCUUUUAAACAUGCACAUCGGCAUUCGAGAGGGUCAUCUGGCGAAAGUUAUGUCUCCGCUAACAAAUGACAAGACGACGUCAAGUACACCAAAAGAUGAUACACAAGGAAAUAAAAAAUUGGAAGUUCAGUUUAAAGCGACAGCUGACAUCGAAGUGGCCAAAGUAAACAGAAAAAGUUUGCCAAAAGCUGCGAUGACUACGUAUUUGUUACCGAAACGUAUACGUACGAAACGGAAAUUUAAAAAAUGCACGCACAAUAUCAAACUUUGUGAUAAAUCCGCCAACUUUCAUGAAAUCAAAGUUUGUACGGCAGAAGACGCGUGCUGUCAGUUUCAGUGUGUUCAAUUGCCAUUAAGUUACGAAAAGAUGACGUAUCCCGAAUCCAAGAAUCAUUCAAGUACAUAUUACGUUGGCCCGACUAAUCUUCAUGACGUCGAUAGUAUUAAGAAAAUGGAACCUUCUAGCAGUAUUUAUUUUAUAAAUGAACACGACACGAUAACAGAUCUCUAUAUGGAUUCUAUACCUUCCCUUCGAAGCAAAGUGAAGAUUAUUGAUAAGUUGGUGUAUGAUAAUUAUAAGAAUUUAAGGUCAGUGAAAAAAAUUCCAGAGAAAGGUAUAAUGCAAAAGAGAAAAAGAUUUAAUCAGUUUAUUAAUAAUUACCAUGAUGGCCAAUUUUAUCAAAGUAAACGAGCGAGCUUAUAACCUUCGGUUUAAACAUAAAUUACUAUAGGCAUUCAGCUUUCGUAUUUUAAAUACAGCCAGGUCAUUCCAAAAAAAUGUUUUGGAUAUUUGGGUACAUUUAGAUGUUCUUUUGGUUGGACAGACUGGUUUUGUACCUUUUAUUUGUCUUUUUCUGCACAUGCCCACAUUUGCUUUAUUUAGUUUUUAUUAAUAUAUCACCCCACACAUAAUAAAGUUGAGUCUGGACCUGUGCCAAUUUUUUUAUCAUUGCAGUCAUACCUUAAUUUUGUUUGUUAAUUAUAUACAGGCUGUUGUUUUUAUAAUAAAAUGAGAUGUCUACAAAUUUGUUGCUUGAUCUUGUGUUUUCACUGAGCCGGUUU
This is a messenger RNA of Photinus pyralis (common eastern firefly), 1886 nucleotides long. RefSeq lists its product as uncharacterized. Bases 103 to 1527 code for a protein of 474 amino acids. NCBI's taxonomy places the organism in Eukaryota, Metazoa, Arthropoda, Insecta, Coleoptera, Lampyridae. The transcript is spliced from 2 exons. The record is from RefSeq and is a predicted model, not a curated record.